Molecule: messenger RNA, 258 nt
Organism: Mycena citricolor
Lineage: Eukaryota; Fungi; Basidiomycota; Agaricomycetes; Agaricales; Mycenaceae
Source: the annotation of a GenBank genome assembly
AUGGACGUAUAUAUCCGGAUCACGGGCCUAUACUCGGGAAAGACGCGCGGAGUAAAGGCACUGCUUGAUAGUGGCUGCAGUACCUGCUGCAUUGAUACCGACUACGCACGGGCAGAGAAGUUGGAUAUCCAAGAGCUUCCACAACCCAUCGUGGCUUGUAACACCAACAACACCGAGAACAUCAGCGGUCGGAUCACGCAUUACAUUGACCUAAGGAUGAGAAUCCUUGGGAAAAGCCCAGAUCUUCAUUGGUCUUGA